This is a messenger RNA of Suillus subalutaceus, 551 nucleotides long. RefSeq lists its product as uncharacterized. Lineage: Eukaryota; Fungi; Basidiomycota; Agaricomycetes; Boletales; Suillaceae. The record is from RefSeq and is a predicted model, not a curated record. Bases 102 to 380 code for a protein of 92 amino acids. The transcript is spliced from 3 exons.
UGAUUGGCUCCGCAGGUGCGUAUAUAGGGGAGCACCCAAGUGCUGCGGCACUGCGCUUGUUCUUCACAACUACUACCAUAUCCAAUUAUUACCUGUAACAAAUGUCUCAACAAACGAAAGAUACCACAACUUCACCCAGUCACCGACAGGGACAGCAAGAGCAGCAAUUUAACAUCCUUCCUCACCCUGCUAAAUCUAAUGAGCCGGCAGACUUGGUCGGGCGGCCCAGGUGUGAUGCGGGUUUGACCAGCAAGCCCGAGUUUCACGCCUACCACGCUCGAGACCCACAUGUGCCUCACAAGGACAUCGUCAAUAGCCUCGAAGCCCCAUUGAGUCGUGAAGAACUUCAUAAAAGGGGAGAGGAGCUCAACAAGAAGUAGGAGUCGCACUUAGUGCUGUCCCAUACUCUACAAAGGUUCAAGGGUAGUAUUUGGCAGUACAUAUGGAUCGACGUACGCGAUACUAUUGUUCAACUGGAGCUUCCAGCCUACUGUAUAUCAUCUAUAUAUUAACGUUCGUAAAGGGUGAUCGCCCUUUGACCACAAACAAAA